Messenger RNA from Cotesia glomerata, 1261 nucleotides. RefSeq lists its product as uncharacterized. Lineage: Eukaryota; Metazoa; Arthropoda; Insecta; Hymenoptera; Braconidae. The transcript is spliced from 4 exons. Bases 33 to 833 code for a protein of 266 amino acids. The record is from RefSeq and is a predicted model, not a curated record.
UUGAUAAAUAAACAAAGAGAAUAAUCAAAGAAAUGACUAAUACAAAUAUACAAAAUUUAGAAUUAAAGCUACAUGAAAAAUUUGCUCAAUUACAAUUUAAAGAGGAAGAGCUCAAUAAAUGUCAAGCACAGUUGACUAAAAACGAAAAUAUUAUGUGUGAGCUGAAAAUAAGUUUAGAAAACGAACGAAGAAAUUCUGAUCAGCUACGAAUUGAAUUAAGAUCGGCCAUGGAAAUAAUAACGCAAUUGGAGAAUGAAAAAAUACACAAGCAAUCGGAAUCAUUUCGUUUACAAAUGAACUGGGAAAAUGCGCAAAUAGCUCGAGAAAAUUUAAUUCACCAAAUAAAAAACGCUAAAUUAGAGAACGUACGAUUAGAGCGCAUCAAUCAGGUGUUGGAAGCUGAACUUGCGGAACAAAAAAUAUUAAAUAAUUUAAUAGAAAAUUCAUUAAAUGAUUUGAGCCUGCAGAUUAAGCAUUUAUGUCCUACAAUUUACAGUAAUGUUGAAAGUUUGAAAAAAGAGCAAGGAUACCUCCGCAAAUCUGUUAAAGAAAUAACACAAAUAAAUUAUCGUAUUGAUAAUAUUGGACGUGAAAUUCUUGACAAAAGUCAACAUGAUAAUAAAGAACUACAAGAAUUACGUGAAAAAUUAUCACAGUCACAGAUAAUGUUGGCUUCUUAUGUACCACGUGCUUCAAGUCCGCCAGCUAUCAUAGCGUAUCCUGACUCAAAAGAGUUGACUGAAAAGCUUGAGCACAACAAAAUAAUGGACAAAAAGCUAGAUGAAUUAUGUAGACAAUUGGAACGUAUGGAGUCAACGAUAUCUGAUGAAUAAUGAAUAACAAAUAAUGUCAAAUCAUAAUUAAUAAGAUUAAAUGAUUAAAUUAGCAGAUGUAAGGUUAAACGUUAAUUAAAACACAGAUUAAUAGGAUUAAUAUAAAAUGUAUUAUAAUUAUAAUAGUCGUCGUCGUCGUCAAUUUAUCUUUAUAGUUUUAAUAAUAAAUUUGCUUAGAUGAGUCUAGAUGAAGUAAAACAAAAAUAAAUGCAAAAACAAUUAUUAAAACGCGCUGAGGCUUCAUCAAUGAACAAAUAAAGGAGAUCUUCAAUUAGUGAUUGUACAUCGGCCUUAGUAAUAUUCGUUGAAUGACGCAUGUUUUUUUUUUUUUUUUUUUUUUUUUUUGUGUUUUUUGAACAUCUAGGAAGUUCUUACAGUAAAAAUAAUAAUAAUAACAAGUACUAUCAUUAUUAUAAUUGUAAUAAUAU